Molecule: messenger RNA, 384 nt
Organism: Staurois parvus
Lineage: Eukaryota; Metazoa; Chordata; Amphibia; Anura; Ranidae
Source: the annotation of a GenBank genome assembly
UGACCAGAGACUGUGGACACAGUACAGAGAUGACCAAGAGACUGCGGACAUAGUACAGGAGAUGACCAAGAGACUGCGGACAAUAGUACAGGAGAUGACCAAGACUUGGCGGACAGCACAGGAGAUGACUACUGACCUUUGGGGAGGGGGGGGGAGCGGGUACCUGAAUUUGACAGGUACCCGCUACUUACUUCCACAGAGUUGUUCUUUGAUAUUUACCUGUUCCUCUAUCCGUUUGCGGCACGCUGUCUUCCCGGCUUCUGCAAGUGUGGGCGCUCAAGCAUGACAGCCGGGUGCCCAGUGCGCAUGAUUUUGCGAGAAGCACUUGUGAUUGGUCCGGCGGCUUCUGGGAUCUGUCAUGUGUCCCAGGUACCGCCUUACCAU